Oppiella nova is the source of this 1237-nucleotide messenger RNA. NCBI's taxonomy places the organism in Eukaryota, Metazoa, Arthropoda, Arachnida, Sarcoptiformes, Oppiidae. The record is from the annotation of a GenBank genome assembly.
UAAAUACUAUAUUUGAACUAUUAAUUAAAGAAUUUAAUAAUCGUUUGACUAAAGAAUUAAAUAAAUUUGACAAAGUUACUAACUAUACAGUAUUUAUAGUUUAAUUAUAAGAAUUUUUGUAAUAAGGUAAAUUUAAACUGAAUUAAUAAUAGUUAUAACUUAUAAACAUAAAAAAAAUAUAGAGUAUUGGGAGACGAAGAUAAGAAGCCGUUUGUGGAGGAGGCAGAGAAACUGCGAGUCAUCCAUAAGAGCCAACACCCGGACUACAAAUAUCAACCGCGACGGCGAAAGAGUAAUAAAAGUAACAGCAGUUGCGAAGGCGAGACAUCGAAAGGCAAAACAAAAGUUAUUAAACAAACGACCGCCUCUUCCGCCCCAAAUAAAAUAAUUAAAAAAGAGAACUUAAAUGGAGUGAAGAAUGGCUCGAAUGGCAGCAAACGUAAGGCAAACCAGACUUCAGUGAGCAAUGGAAACGGCAAUAGCGGUGCUCUCACUUUAACGCCUCCUCACACCCCCUCCAAUGAAGUGAGCACUUUGCAGCGCAAAAGAGAUAACACUGGUGAAACUAAGCCAGUCAUAAACCCCGGACCCCAUCACAACGGUCCGGCGACCGCCAGUGGCCCCAACGCUAUAGACUUCAGUCACGUGGAUGUGGGAAACCUGACCACAGAAGUGAUGACAAACAUAGACGAGACAGAACUCGACCAAUACUUACCACUUGUGAACGCCUCGUCCGCACAAUAUUCCAGUGCAAUGGAGGCCGCAGCAGCCAACUCGCCCGUCAAUGCAAUGUACGCCUGGUCUACCAAAUACCUUACAUCCCAUCAGAACAGUACAAAAGCCAAUGCCAAACAAAAUGACUCUUUCAAUGAUAAUAGUUAUGAAAGCCAUCAAAGUUUAUACCCGAGGAAUGGAGAGCACCAGCAGAUGGGCUCUUAUGACCACUGCGUUAGUGUUAAUCAACUCUACCCCUCGUAUUCAAGUUACGCCUUAUCGGCAAACCAUAGCCCUUACGGCACGGGAUUUAUGCCACUCCAGUGGCCUUACACUUGAUGCCAUCAAAUAUCAAACUAUCCCUUUAUUUUCAAACAUUUGCCUCUCUUUUAAGAAUUAUUUGAAUAAAUAUUUAUAAUUAUUAAGAAACGGCAACUGUAUUGCAAUUGUUUGAAUGUUAUUAUUAUAUUAAUUACAACAUUAAAUUUGUGAAUAAAUCUUAUUAUUCAAAAGUAAUUAUAAA